AACACAAUCCUACAAUUUCAAGAAUCUAUUACUCUCUCUCAUUUUUCACACACUCACAUAGUGAUAACUAAUCUUUACACCUUUUAUUUUUCUUCAAUAUAUAUAUACACCCCCCACCCCCACCCCCACCCCCACCACCCCAACCCACCUACCCUACAAGAUAUCAUGAAGAUUGAAAGUGAGAAACUUAAGAGAUAUGCAUUGUUGUUAGCUGCAAAAGAUUCAGAAUAUGUGAAUAAAAUGUAUGGAGGAUAUUUCAAUGUGUUUGUUGAAGCAUUUGGUGAUAUAGAAUAUGGUGAAAAAUGGGAUUUAUUUAGAGUUGUUGAUGGUGAAUUUCCAAAUAUGGAUGAAAUUAAUAAUUAUGAUGGAUUUGUAGUAAGUGGAAGUCCUUUUGAUGCUUAUGGGAAUGAGCAUUGGAUUCUCAAACUUUGUUUACUUUUGCAAACUUUGUAUCUCAUGCAAAAGAAAGUUCUUGGUAUUUGCUUUGGACACCAGGUUUUAUGUAGAGCUUUGGGAGGAAAAGUUGGAAAAGCUAACAAUGGUUGGGAUAUUGGACUAAGAAAAUUGAACAUUGUGAAGGACUUCUCUUCACAUAACUUUCUUAGUGAUUUGGAGGGAAUUCCACUAGCAAUUUCAAUCAUUGAAUGCCACCAAGAUGAGGUAUGGGAAGUACCAAAGGGAGCAGAAAUAGUAGCAAUUUCAGAAAAAACAAAUGUGGAAAUGUUCAUAAUGGGAGAUCAUAUAUUAGGUAUACAAGGUCAUCCUGAAUAUACAAAAGAUAUACUCUCUAAUCUCAUUGAUCGUCUCCUCUCCAAUGGUUCAAUUGAGAGUGGAUUUGCAGAAGAUGCAAAAUCUAAGCUUUAUAAAGCUGAGCCAGAUAGGAAGUGUUUGGAAAGAAUUUGCAAGAAAUUUCUCAAAAGGGAAAUGGAAUUUAUCAAUGGCAAAAUAUGAUAUUUAAGAACUUGUAUUUUCUUGCUUUUGUAUUUUUUGUAUUUUUUUUUUUUUUAUGUUAUGAUCAAAAUAAUCAAGUGUUAUUUUGAUCACAUAAUUAAAUUAUGUGAAACUAACAAAUGGUAACUAAUACCUUUAUGUACCCUAGUGAUCCAAAUAUAUGUUGUUGAAAUGCAAUUUACAAUACAUGAUC
Capsicum annuum is the source of this 1144-nucleotide messenger RNA. Its product is annotated as gamma-glutamyl peptidase 3. Gene Ontology annotation, cellular component: cytosol. Bases 166 to 951 code for a protein of 261 amino acids. NCBI's taxonomy places the organism in Eukaryota, Viridiplantae, Streptophyta, Magnoliopsida, Solanales, Solanaceae. The transcript has 4 exons. The record is from RefSeq and is a predicted model, not a curated record.